CUGGCUGCACCGAAACCUGAAACCUGAAACUUUAAAUCUUUGGGUCUCUCGAUCACUUAGAAACCCGCGCCAUCGAUGGAUCCUCAAGCUGAGCCAGUUAGCUACAUCUGCGGAGAUUGUGGUAUGGAGAAUACGCUGAAACCAGGUGAUGUUAUACAGUGCAGAGAGUGCGGUUACUGUAUCCUUUACAAGAAGCGCACUCGUCGUAUUGUCCAAUAUGAGGCACAUUGAUGAAAACUGCUGUGGUGUUGUCAAGUAUUUUCCAAUGCAACCGUGAUAGACUUGUAAUGAAAUUGUGUUGUGAAUGUGCUGUUUUGUUUUAGUGAAGUCUUAUGAAACUGAAAUUUAACCAUCAAUGAUCCUUCUGACUCUUGAACUAUUAAAAUGAU
Messenger RNA from Arachis duranensis, 389 nucleotides. RefSeq names its product DNA-directed RNA polymerases II, IV and V subunit 12-like. The transcript has 3 exons. Gene Ontology annotation, biological process: DNA-templated transcription. Gene Ontology annotation, molecular function: DNA-directed RNA polymerase activity; zinc ion binding; DNA binding. The coding region runs from base 76 to 231 and encodes 51 amino acids. Gene Ontology annotation, cellular component: RNA polymerase II, core complex; RNA polymerase III complex; RNA polymerase I complex. The record is from RefSeq and is a predicted model, not a curated record. NCBI's taxonomy places the organism in Eukaryota, Viridiplantae, Streptophyta, Magnoliopsida, Fabales, Fabaceae.